This is a messenger RNA of Radiomyces spectabilis, 1308 nucleotides long. RefSeq lists its product as uncharacterized. The record is from RefSeq and is a predicted model, not a curated record. Gene Ontology annotation, biological process: N-acetylglucosamine catabolic process. NCBI's taxonomy places the organism in Eukaryota, Fungi, Mucoromycota, Mucoromycetes, Mucorales, Radiomycetaceae. Bases 1 to 1308 code for a protein of 435 amino acids. Gene Ontology annotation, molecular function: N-acetylglucosamine-6-phosphate deacetylase activity. The transcript is spliced from 4 exons.
AUGUCACCUGCUGCUACUUCGGCUGAGAAGAUCUACAAGAUCGUCAAUGCAAGACUGUUGAUGAACCAUGAAAUCGUCGAAAACUCUUACCUUUGGUUCCAAAACGGCAAAAUUGUGCAUCCUCAGAACCUGUUUUUCGACCAUCUUCGGGAAGCCGAUGAAAUCAUCGAUGCCAAGGGCUUGUUGAUUGCUCCCGGUUUCAUUGAUACCCAAAUCAAUGGUGCUUACGGUAUCGAUUUCGCUGACCAUCAUGGCAGUGUCGAAAAGAUUCAAGAGGAUAUCGACACCGUGGCCAAGGGCCUUUUGAAAUACGGCUGCACGGCUUUCUGUCCCACCGUCGUCAGUUCGUCUGCCGCCGUCUACGAAAAGGUGUUGCCUCUGUUGAACCGACGCAAGGGUUGUGCCAAGGGCGGUUCGGAAAUCCUCGGUGCUCAUGUCGAGGGACCUUUCAUCUCGGUGGAAAAGAAAGGAGCUCACAACCAGGCAGUUUUCAGAAACGCAAAGAACGGAGUGAAAGAUUUCGAUGACGCUUACGGAUCGGAAUUGAAAAAGGGUAAUGAAGCCGUGAGCAUCAUGACGGUUGCACCAGAAAUUGAAGGCGUCAGUGAUGCAAUCCCUGACCUCGUUGCACGUGGCAUCACCGUCGCUCUCGGUCACACCGCCUGCCGUAUCGCUGAAGCCGAACAGGCUGUUCGCAAUGGUGCCACCAGCAUCACUCACUUGUUCAAUGCCAUGCAGGCCUUCCAUCAUCGUGACCCUGGUCUUAUUGGUGUUCUCGGUGCUGCUGAUUUGCCUCUUCCCGAAGCGGGCAAGGGUCAUCCUCAAGCUUCCGCCACUUCUCCUUGCCGUCAAAAGCCCGAUCCUCGCCCUUUCUAUGGUCUGAUCUGUGAUGGUGUUCACGUACACCCCAACUCGGUCCGUAUCGCCUACUAUUCUCAUCCCAGUGGUGCCGUCUUGGUGACUGAUGCUUUAUCUGCUCUUGGUUUACCAAAGGGUGUUUAUCGUUUGGGUGGUCGCGAUGUGGAGGUGGAUGAAAACGGAGGUGCUUACGUCAAGGGCACUCGUACGCUCGCUGGUAGCACCAUCACCAUUGAUGAGUGUGUUCGCCGAUUCCAAAAGUUCACCAACUGUACCACGGUUGAAGCCAUUGAGGCCGCCACUCUUCAUCCUGCACAGAUGCUGGGCAUUCAGGAUAGAAAGGGUACUUUGAACGCUGGAGCCGAUGCCGAUUUGGUAUUCUUAGACGACAGCGAGGGUGAAAUUCGUGUGAAACGUGUGUUUGUGGCUGGUGAGGAAGUUGAACUCUAG